AUGCUUCCCACACUGGUUCCCAUGCCUUUCGACCUUGAUUUCAUGGUGCGAGAGACAGCCGUCUUCAUCAACCUACACCAACUCGAACUGGUUCUCCUCCUGCUAGAUGAACAUGUCGACCCCAUCGACAUUCCCGAAUACGUCCGCGAGAGACUCUCCGGCGUUGAGCUCACAGUGAAAGACGUCGUGGAGAUCAGAAAUGGCAAUUUUCACAUCUCGGGAUCAAACUUCCACGUCAGGAUGCCAUCUGGGAAUUUUGUUCAUAUUGACAUUGUUGACGAUUACUUUUCGCUCCUUCCUACCAUCUCCUCAAUGAGCGAGCUGCAGCGCCAAUUUCAAGACGAAUACGGUGUCCUGAUUGAUGACCACGACAUGUUAGACAUCUUUUACGGUGCGUUCCAUGUUGUUGGUCCUAAAACAAUCGAUCUCACUACCAAAGAAAAACAUUUUGUGCCAAGAUCAGACCUCUCCGAAGCCAUAUGGAUGUUUGAAAGAGGCUUCUCUGCUGAUUUCAUCUCCAGAUAUGUCUGGUAUCGGUUUCAUUCUCGCCUCCCUGCUCAUGAAUUGGUCCGCCUUGCUCUAGCAAAUAACGAAGAAAUUGUCGAAGACGCAGCUUUGUUCGCAAUCUUGAAGUCCGCUCCUGCAAGAGUCCGUCCAUACCCGCCUUGCUUGAAACAGACAGCACGUCGAGCUCCGCCCCCAUUGCCAAUCAUGACGUUUCCUCAAGUUUUCGACGAUCCCGAUGUUGAAGCAGUGCGACGUAGUGGAGAGACCUUUACCGCAAAUCCAGCUGUGAUCUGCCAUUUUGAUGACGGAACAUACUCUCUGUACACCGAUUUCCAGGGCCACCUUGAGUCUGCUAGCAACACUCCCACCUCCACUUACUCUGACGAGACGGACAGUGGACCUGAGUCAGACUCGAUAUCAGAGGAAUCAAUCAAGUCCGAUGUCGCUUCCCGUGUUCUGGUUCACCUUCAAGACGGCGAUUAUUUGGUAGACCUUGAACAACCAGACCUUGACUGGAUCCAAGUCCCCCGUCUUGCGUCUCGAGACCAUUCUCCGGAAGAUGACCGUCUUUCCUGGUUCCAAAGUGCAACCGAGAUGUACCUGCAUAUUCCCGUCACUGAUGAUUGUGGUAUACAAUCACUAUCACAGAUGGAAUUGGACAUUGAUAGCAACUUCGACAACGACCUGGCCUUGGAAGAGUUGACCCUCGCUCAUCACCCAAAUCCCUUUCGUUCACACCCGAUCGAGGUACAGGCACAAGACCCAGACACGGAUUUUGCUGGUCUACCGAGCCUCGGUCACACCACUCUUGACAACCUAGAAACGGAAAGCGGUGGUGAUUUUGAGUCGCUCUUCUCCGACACUGAGGGUUCGAUACUGUUCGACCAAGAGCUCGAUGCCAUCUUCGCAGAUGCGGGAUUCGUCGACCUUGAGAGAGGUAAUCCUCAUUCCGACUCAAUUCUGGACCUCGACCUGGAAAGGGGACAACCACAAUCCGAGAUGCUCUUUGACGUCGCGGACCCAUCGUUGGAUGAUGAAGAUCCGUUCCUCCUCCAAGAACCUCCACGCAAGAAGAGAAAAAGCUCAUCGCUCUUCUCCUUGGGAUGCAGCAAUCAGGUGCAGUAG
This is a messenger RNA of Endocarpon pusillum Z07020, 1632 nucleotides long. RefSeq lists its product as uncharacterized. Bases 1 to 1632 code for a protein of 543 amino acids. Lineage: Eukaryota; Fungi; Ascomycota; Eurotiomycetes; Verrucariales; Verrucariaceae. The transcript has a single exon. The record is from RefSeq and is a predicted model, not a curated record.